AUGUGCCCUCCCGAACCGUCACCCACCUCUCUUCCCUCCUAUGCCGUCACCAUCCUCUUCCUUCUCAUGCCCUCACCCUCAUCUCUUCCAUCUAAUGCCAUCACCUUUCUUUCUGCCCUCCCAUGCCCUCACCCUCCUCUCUUCCCUCCCAUGCCUUCACCCCCCUCUCUUCCCUCCCAUGCCCUCGCCCUACUCUCUGUCCUCCCAUGCCCUCACUCUCCUAUCUGCCCCCCCAAACCGUCACCCUCCUCUUUUCCCUCCCAUGCCGUCACACUCCUUUCUGCCCUCCCAUGCCCUCACCCUCCUCUCUUCCCUCCCCCUCCUUCACCCCCCUCUCUUCCCUACCAUGCCCUCGCCCUACUCUCUGUCCUCCCAUGCCCUCACUCUCCUAUCUGCCCUCCCGAACCGUCACCCUCCUCUUUUCCCUCCCAUGCCAUCACACUCCUCUCUGCCCUCCCAUGUCCUCACCCUCCUUUCUGCCCUCCCAUGCCCUCACCCUCCUCUCUUCCCUCUCAUGCCCUCGCCGUCCUCUCUGUCCUCCCGUGCCGUCCCUCUCCUACCUGCCCUCCCGAACCGUCACCCUCCUCUUUUCCCUCCCAUGCCGUCACACUCCUCUCUGCCCUACCAUGGCCAAACCCUCCUCUCUUCCCUCUCAUGCCCUCGCCCUCCUCUCUUCCCUCUCUUGCCCUCGCCCUCCUCUCUGACCUCCCAUGCCCUCACCCUCCUCUCUGCCAUCCCAUGCUCCCACCCUCCUACUCUGCCCUCCCAUACACUCACCCAACUAUAAACCCUCAUCAACCUCCCUGGUCUAAGGUCAUGUCCACGUCGUGA
Closterium sp. Naga37s-1 is the source of this 831-nucleotide messenger RNA. NCBI's taxonomy places the organism in Eukaryota, Viridiplantae, Streptophyta, Zygnematophyceae, Desmidiales, Closteriaceae. The record is from the annotation of a GenBank genome assembly.